GCGAAACCCAGGGAUGGAUUGACAUGGCGGUGCAGAUUAUUGAGAUCGUCAUCUGCAUCAUCCUCAUCCAGGGCAUCAGGAAGGAACACCGCGGAAUGGUGAUGGUGUGGGUGUGGGUGAGCACCAUCAUGAUCGCCAUCAACAUCGUGCUGAUAGUUAUCACCAUCAUCCUGACCCUGAAUAUCAUCUUCGCCAUCAUCGCCUUCAUCGUCUUCGGCAUCGCGAUCUACUGCGUCUUGGUGGUCCGCUCCUACGCCCUCACGCUGGGUGGCUCUGGCAGCGUGGCAUAAGAAUCGACGAGGAAGAUGAGAGAGAAGAAUCCCAAACAUCUGGAUUGGGAGUUUUGUGUUUUUCAUCAAUUUUUUUCUUCAAGAAUAUGACAUUAUUUGAGAAUAUGAAUGUCUCUUUACUUUGUUACAUUCUGGCCAUUGUUUACAGUCAUGAGGUAUAGUUCCAGUAUUAUCAGCUUUAGUGAACGCACAACCAGCUUACUUAUUUUAUCACAGAAUAUAAGUUACAUGCACGAAACAACUUUUAUAUUGCCAUUAAAGGCCAGUGGUUGUGAAAGAUAUUAUCUGAUGGUAUAGUGCACUUUUAACGAGCAAUUGAUGAAAGAUUUUGUUCAGAUUGCUAAGAUAUUAAGAAUAUUUGCAGGUGGUAUGAGUUUACCACAAUGUUUUAGACUGAUUUCAUACUUUUGUGGCUGAGAAACAAUGGAAGUCCAGCUUUGGUCAGUGAAAAUAAUGAAGAUAGAUGACUGUUAUCUUUAAAUGCAAAAGAGUUUAUUUCCCUUCAAGUAAAGCCUAGAUUUACAAAUUAAGGCCUUAAUUUUUACACUACUUGAAAAUAUUGGAACAAAAGUUGUUCCUGUACUUUCAGUUUACCUAAAAGAUGAAUUAUCUCACCUUUCUUAUGCUGCAUUACCCAAAAAUUAUGAUUGGUUCCGAACAAAAUAUAAUAAUUGUUGAUUAUAUCUCCUAAAAGCAUAAGAACUGAUUGAGACUCGUCCUUUUGUGUGUGCAUUAAAACAAUGAAUGUGUUCAGUAGAUAAGGAUUACCUGAAACUAGGAAUAUGUAAACCUCUGUACCCCUUGCAUCCGAGUACGUCCUCGUCGGCCUCUCGGCAGUAGGCCAGAGUUUUCUUUUGGCCGACCAGAGCCUAAAUGCCGGGCCGGACGUGGUCGACCUUCCCCCCUGAGACUGAAUACCGACUUGAAGAGGCUGCUGGUUCCGGAGGAUUCCCGAGGAAGCUUCUGUCUUCUGUAGAGGAAUCAGGUCAGCGAUACCCUCUGGAUUCAUUUCGAAUCCUUCAGUCGUUGGGGGAUUAUCGUGGUCAAAGGAGGUUAUAUAUAAAUUUUAUGUCUGGUUAACAGUGAAUUCUAUUUCUCGAAGCCAUUACUUUAUGAUGUUCUGUGAGCCACUGGUGAAGAGCCAAACAGAAUAUUGGCAGUAAAUGACCUUUAUUUUCUGAUUGAGUAAUAAAUGACAUUCCUUACCAAGGAAUGGCACUUAUCACACUUGUUUUCAUAGACAUAUUAGUAAUACAUUGUGGUUCCUUAUGCAAAAGGAACACUUAUUGGCAAUCACAUUCAUUGGCCUAUGAUACUCGAGACCUUUUUGAUUCACGGCUGUUACAGCCCACUGCCACCUGAACUGCUAAGAAUAAAGAAAUUUAUUUGGUUUUGCUUUUUUAAAUGAGUCAGUACUGAGAUUCUGUCCUUUGAUUUAUUCUUAGCCUUAAGUUUAUGCUUAAAAUGAUGGUACCAAAUGCUCUUUUCACCAAAAAAUGUAUGAUCAUUUACAGAUUCUGUUAUUUAUGCCAACGAAUGUCUGCUUUAUGCAAGACGUGUAUUCUCACAGGAAGGCGAAACGAGCCAGCCAUAUUCACUGCAAAAAAUCUUCCAGGACAGAUGUGUUCCUUAGUUCCUUUUGGUUUGCUGUAAAGAAAGAAAGACUUCAUAUUUAUGUAAUCUCAUUCCUGUAAGGAAAGGUUAUCCAUUUAAUGCUACCUUUUUCAGAAGUAGAAGUUAGAUUAGAUACUGUUCUAUACAGAGAAAUAGUACAUGAAGUGGCUUUUAUAUUUUCAAGGACAUGAUCUCAUGCCUUUUAAUAUUUUUUUACCAUAUGUAACAAAAUGAAUGUCUAUGCUUUAUGAGAGUUUAAAUAGAUGAUUUUUAUUUUAAUUCCGUCACAGAUAAAAAAA
Penaeus vannamei (Pacific white shrimp) is the source of this 2203-nucleotide messenger RNA. The record is from RefSeq and is a predicted model, not a curated record. NCBI's taxonomy places the organism in Eukaryota, Metazoa, Arthropoda, Malacostraca, Decapoda, Penaeidae.